GUCAACGAUGUCGUUGGCAAUGCCUCAGACAUUCGAGCUACGAUUACCGUACGCAAUGAGGUGUUCUGGCUUCGUGUGCUCAUUACGUCCGACCUUGGCUUCGCAGAAGCAUACAUGAUGGGUGAAAUAGACGUAGACGACUUGACGUCGCUUUUCAUGUUAAUUAUCUACAAUCGAGACUCGCUUGCAUCCGUAUCUUCAUUCAAGUCAUAUCUUUCCUACAUCCCCACCUUCGGUUCUCGCAAGCUGCUCGACCUCACGGCAUCAUUGGCGACGCUCGACAAUGCGAAAGCCAAUGUCUCGGCGCAUUAUGACAUGUCUAACCGUAUGUUUGAAGCGUUCCUCAGCAGAGACAUGACAUAUUCCUGUGGUUUCUUUGAGUCGAUAGACGAAGACUUGAUGGAGUGCCGAAAGGGCGAAGAAUUGCUCGGUCUUGACCCCCUGGAACGAGCCCAGCUGCGCAAGCUCAGACACAUAUACAAUAAGGCCGAUAUUCGAGAUGGACACAGGAUCCUUGAGAUCGGGACUGGAUGGGGGUCGUUCUCUAUUCUUGCUGCAACCCUUUCACAAUGCACCAUCGACACUGUAACCCUCUCAGAACAGCAAGCCGCGCUCGCCCGAGAACGCAUUGCACGAGCAGGUCUAGAAGAACGGGUUCGCGUCCACGUUAUGGAUUAUCGCAAUAUUCCUUCCGAAUGGGGACAUCAAUUCGACCGCUUCGUAUCAAUCGAAAUGAUGGAGCAUGUUGGAGCCGAAUAUAUGGACACGUAUUGGGGUAUGGUCGACCGAGUGUUGAAGAAAAAUGGAGCCGGUGUUGUCCAGGUAUCGACCAUUCCCGAUGCUCGUAUCAAAGCGUAUUCGAAGGACAUUGACUUCAUUCAAAAAUGGAUAUUUCCGGGCGCUUUCGUGCCCUCGGCCAGUCAGCUCUUAACCACUCUCAACUCCGGCAGCCACGGUCGCCUCGUUGUCGAGUCCGUAGGCAAUAUCGGUCCUCAUUACUCAAGAACCCUUCGUGAAUGGCGCCAACGGUUCUUGACUAGCUUCGAGAGUGUUGUUAUAUCGGAACUACGGCAGCAGUACGGUGUAGGACGGGCUGAAUGUGACAGCUUUCAGAGGAAGUGGAACUACUAUUUCUCCUACUGUGAGGCAGGAUUUUCCACUCGCACUCUUGGUUGUCAUAUCAUCUCCUUCACGCGCGAGGGCAAUAUCGAGCUUGGUUGCGACGUUUACUUCCAGGGGAACAUCUAA
Molecule: messenger RNA, 1248 nt
Organism: Dacryopinax primogenitus
Lineage: Eukaryota; Fungi; Basidiomycota; Dacrymycetes; Dacrymycetales; Dacrymycetaceae
Product: CFS1-like protein
Exons: 5
Biological process (GO): lipid biosynthetic process
Source: RefSeq, a predicted model, not a curated record